AUGAAUGAGAGUGCAAUGUGGCCCCCAACAGACUACAUAGCACCAUUACCACCAUUGAAAAGGAAGAUGUCAGGGAAACCUACUGUUAAGAGGAGGACUUGUAGUACAGAGGAAGGGCACAACAAGUCAACUUGUACUGCAGUGGCAAGGCCCCCAAAAUGUCAAGUUAAAAAGAAGAAGGCUGAAAAUGGAGGUGGAAGUGGUUUGAAUAAGGGAAAGGAUCAAGAUGAAGGGGUAAGUGGUGUGGAAAAGGGUCAAGUUGAAGGUGAAAGUGCAAGUGGUCAGAAAAAGAAGAGGGUCAAGCUGAAGGUGAAGGUGGAAGUGGUCUGA
Molecule: messenger RNA, 330 nt
Organism: Lactuca virosa
Lineage: Eukaryota; Viridiplantae; Streptophyta; Magnoliopsida; Asterales; Asteraceae
Source: the annotation of a GenBank genome assembly